CGUGGAAGGUCGCCGUCGGCCGGUGGCUUUCAGUCUGAUAUAAACCAAUCCCACUCGCCGGCACGGAGCCCGCUGGCACCCACAAAUGAGCAGCCAUCCGCUGGUCUUGGAGUUGGACUCGGCCAGCAGCAACAACGAGCAUUCGCGGCGCCUCUGCAUCCCAACUACGACUCCUUUGGCGCAAACGGCUUCCUCGGCGCACAAGCCAACGCCGUCGACCCGACAAACGGCUUUGAUCCCAGCGCGAGCUUCGGACAGCAGCCGGCCACCGGCCCCGACUCCACCCUCUCCCUGAACGCCCAGGCGCAACACAACUACCUCUCCCCAAACCUCCACGACGGUGACUUCUCUCUCUUUCCCUCAGCCGCUGAGCAAGGCGAUCAGUACAACGCCCCCCUCUUCGAGCAGCCGCCUCUGGGCGACCUCAAUGCCAUGACCUCCCCGCACUCGCAUCAGUCUCCGACCCCUCCACAGCUCUUCCAGCCGGACAGUCUACAGUCGCCUCCCUUCAACCGACAUCAGUUCUCGUCGCCGCCAACUCAUUCGAGAAAUGCUUCCCUAGGACCCGAAGCCGCGCUUCUCCCUAGCCAGAUUGGAGACUGGACCCAGCCGCAGUUUCAGGGUCAUCGACGAACCCCCUCUGAGUAUUCGGACGUCUCCUCCGUGGCCCCUUCGCCCCAUCUCGUCAGUUCCGAUACGUUCGACGCCGACCAGUCGGGCCACUCGCCUCUGCAGAGGCCCGCGGAUGUUAGCCUCUACCAGGAAGUGCUCGGCAUCGGAUCCUUCAGCCUGGCUGACCACGGUAGUCCCGGGUAUCAUGGUCGAAGUCCCUCGCACAGUCCAGCCAUCAGCCCUCGGAUAAUGCCCCAGCAGAUGCCGGACACCAUGCAGCCCUCUUUCAACCUCAUUCCGCCCAAUGGCGGCUUUGACGGAGUAUCAGGAUACCCGGACCUGCAACCUAGCCAUGAGAGCUUUCCCUCGCUAUCAGGCGGCAUGGGCGGCGAUAUGCACCAGAUGGCGCCCCCAGCCAUCAACAUCGACUUUGCGCCGACCAAUUCGAGACAGGGCAGCUUUGAGCCGCCCAAGUCGCAGAUGGAUCAAGAUUCGCUAACACCACCAGAAAGAGGUCGUCCAAAAUCUCGCCCGAGAGCGGUCACGGACCCGUUCCACCCCGGUAGCGGAAUACUGCCCCCUGGCAAUCUGGGCUCCUCUCUCGGCGUUGAUCUUGCGGCCCGUUCCGACACAGCAUCUCGAUCCUUAUCCCCUCUAGACAGGUCAGGAACCAGCUCACCAGCAUCUCGAAGGCGACAAUCGACUUCUUCGGUGCCGAACAACGUCAUAGCGUUACGCCUGGCGGACCCGGAGUAUCAGAACAGCCAAGAAGCCGGCACAAGCAAGCGCAUGCAGAAGCACCCGGCGACCUUUCAGUGUACCUUGUGUCCCAAGAGAUUCACCAGAGCUUAUAACUUGCGCUCUCACCUGCGAACUCAUACCGAUGAGCGUCCCUUCGUGUGCACUGUCUGCGGUAAAGCAUUUGCUCGACAGCAUGACAGGAAACGGCACGAAAGUUUGCACUCAGGAGAGAAGAAGUUUGUCUGUAAGGGGGAUCUCAAAACUGGUGGACAAUGGGGAUGCGGCCGACGGUUUGCGCGAGCGGACGCCUUGGGAAGACAUUUCCGGUCCGAAGCAGGCAGGAUAUGCAUCAAGCCCCUCCUAGAUGAAGAAAUGGUCGAAAGGCAACGCCAGUGGCAGGAACAGCGGAUGCAGCAGAAUAUGGCGCAAAACAUGGCCAACCCGCAGGUCAUGGGCAUGGAUGCCGGCCCAGCUUAUCCUAUGGACGCCAGCGGAAAUUACACUCUCCCGCAAGCUCUCCUGGCUCAAUAUCCAGCACUGGCGCAGAUGAACUGGUCAGCGACAGAUAUGGGAGGCGGGCUGGACGAUGAGCUCAGCGGAAGGUCGUCAUUUGACGCCAGUGACUACGAUGACGGUGACGACGGUGGCUAC
Messenger RNA from Trichoderma reesei QM6a, 2004 nucleotides. RefSeq lists its product as uncharacterized. The record is from RefSeq and is a predicted model, not a curated record. Gene Ontology annotation, molecular function: RNA polymerase II cis-regulatory region sequence-specific DNA binding; DNA-binding transcription factor activity, RNA polymerase II-specific. The transcript is spliced from 3 exons. Gene Ontology annotation, biological process: regulation of transcription by RNA polymerase II. The annotation marks the transcript as partial. Gene Ontology annotation, cellular component: chromatin. NCBI's taxonomy places the organism in Eukaryota, Fungi, Ascomycota, Sordariomycetes, Hypocreales, Hypocreaceae.